Amphibalanus amphitrite is the source of this 3050-nucleotide messenger RNA. Its product is annotated as probable thiopurine S-methyltransferase. NCBI's taxonomy places the organism in Eukaryota, Metazoa, Arthropoda, Thecostraca, Balanomorpha, Balanidae. The transcript is spliced from 6 exons. Gene Ontology annotation, molecular function: thiopurine S-methyltransferase activity. Bases 1442 to 2122 code for a protein of 226 amino acids. The record is from RefSeq and is a predicted model, not a curated record.
UGUGUUACUCAGAGUUAAUUUGUGAAUAAUCCUAAUAUUUUGUGCCUCAUGAUCCCCACAAUCGCGGUAAGGAACUUUUGCAUACAUAGUUUGUUAUUUGAAUCACUAAUUUGUCAAAGAUUCACUGAUUGAACUCAUUGUUUGUUCAUAACUCGCAUGUCUUCUUGCCACUUAUCAGUCACUAAAAGUUAUAUGCAUUGUUUCAGGAUAUUUUGGCCUAUUACCAAUUACAGAUGUCGAAAGAUUGGCUAGAUUUGUUUGAAAGUCGAAUCACGUUUCGAUGUCUGCACGAUGUGUUUUAUGAUAAGCUGACUAUUCUUGUUAGAUCCAAAGCAAGUGCAUCCAACCAUUAUUUCGUUAUUUGAAACUUGUCGUCAUCAUGCUUGUGAUUGAAAUGUGUUGGGUGUACAUAUGAAUGAUGUUAUGUGUUUGUUCCGACCAAAAGAAAUACAAACUUUCUGCCCUUCUUGCUCCCUAUUUUGUUAACCUAUUUUGUGCAGCACGAUAGUUUCCCGUGUGAGUGUGCCCCCAUUAGGUGCGAUGUGCACUCAAUGAGAUAUAAUCGCGCUGGUGUUGACGAGGAGGUGCCAAGCUGAUGAGUCCAUCACGCAGUAAAGGUACGACCCGCAGCCUGCAGUUCUUUGGUCCGCUAGGCUUGCGCUACCAUCUGGCUUCCCUACCACAUCGCCAAACGUAGUUUGUGCGGAUGGGACGGGUUUGCUGUAUUUGCUCGACGCUGCGUAGCAAAGAGUGUAGUUAUUUCAGCAUGCAGUGCUGUGAAGUAUGUUCUAGCUCAGCUGGUUGAAGCUAAUGGUGUAUGAACAAUGAACGGACUUUUAUCGUUACGAAAGUUUGUUACAUAAUAUUCGCAGCGCCUUUUUGUUACUCUCAUCUUAGCAGCUUGCUUUUGCACCUGUCCAAUUCUGCAUGCUUUAUUUCUCCUAGCUCGUUUCUAUUUCGCUUGUAUCGCAUGAAAUUAGUGCCUUGCUUUCAAUGUAUCUUUUCCGAAGAUGCAUACUUCUGCUUGUCCUUACUCUUUAGACGGGCAUUCUUGGCUUCAUGUACCGUUAGUUUUGCCUCCACUGACUACUCCUGCCCCGAAUGGCGUACUAGUGGCUUGUGUAGGCGGGCUGCUGGCUGUGGCUGCUGGACCUCGCGCUGUGACCAUGUGCAGUCCGCGCCCCCGCCCUUGCCGUAGUGUCCAUGAAAUGUCCGUGCGGCUAGUGACUGGGCCUCAUGCUCAGCACCCUCCCCGUGCCGCCAACUCAGCCCCCUCCCCGCUCAGCCCCCUUCCCACUCAGCACCCUCCCCACUCAGCACCCUCCCCGCUCAGCACCCUCCUCGCUCAGCACCCUCCUCGCUCAGCACCCUCCCCGUGCACCCAGCUCAGCACCCCUUACCCCCAGCUCAGCCCCAUCUCCCUGCCGCCAGCCCAGCAGCCAUGGCCGGCGCACACCGGAUGGACACGUGGCGCGAGAAGUGGCAGGCCGACAACAUUCGCUUCCACAUGCCGGUCGUCAACCCCAACCUGGAGCAGUGGUACCACAGGGCGGCCAGCGACGACAAGCCCGUCGCCUUCCUGGUGCCCCUCUGCGGCAAGACACUGGACAUGAUGUGGCUGUACAACAAAGGGCACACUGUGAUUGGAAUCGAGGGCGUCGAGAAGGCCAUUACGGACUUUUUCACCGAAAAUAAUCUGGAGUUCACCAAAACGACGACAGAAGCUGGCAACCUCUUUCAGACUGCCGACGGUCGGAUGCGGCUGUACCAGGCGGACCUCUGUGAGCUGAACCCCCAGCUGAUCGGCCCCGUGCAGGCCAUCUGGGACCGCGGAUCCUAUGUGGCCAUCACCCGGGAUGACCGACCGGCGUACUGCCGGUUCAUGCGCGGUGUGAUGGCCCCCGGCUGCCGCUGGCUGCUGUGGGCGGUGGAGUACGACACCAGCCGGUACUCGGGGCCGCCGCGCGCGCUCACCGAAACCGACAUCAAACAGGACCUCGACGAGUGCGUGAAGCUGGAGUGUCUCGGCCGCCGGCAGAGGACGGCAGAGGACUGGGAGCGACUCAAGGCCUGGAACCUGGAGGUGCUGGACGAGGUCAUGUACCUGAUCACGCCCAACUGAGCGGCGUGACGUCACACCAGCCUUUAGUAGAGCCGCAACCAGCGGACUAGCUAGAGGGAGCGUCACUGGCGGUGGGAGGUAACGUGCGGCAUACUGUCUCGUAGCAUGAAGUCGUUUUGAUGGCUGCCUUCCAAGGCUGUGCUGAUAUAUUGACGCGAAUGUGAAUUGCAGAAGUCGCUGAGCCAGUCAUAUUUUCAAGGGGGAACAUACUGGUAUGUUUGUACCUAUGUACUUAAAUAGUCUGCUUUUUUUACUCGGCUCGGGAUAUUUGUCGCCCAUAUGUGAAAGUAUGUACCACAAUUUACGUACUUCAUAGUUGCAGUAUUUGAAUAUGCCUCCUCAUGAUUUGAUAUUAUUCGUCAAUGCCUGAAAACCACGGGUGUAAACAUGACUUAGCGAGAGACAGCUUGGGACCGUCAACCCGGUGUCAUUGUGAAAGAACUUUGCGUAUUAUUUUGGGUUUACUUGAAAUAGCUGCAACUGAGACUAUCUAUGGAAUUUAUUUUUCUUCCUUAACAAAAUCCAGUCUUCUUCAUUUCAAUGAUGGGUACCGUUUUCAUAUUGUCAGUGACGAACAGCCAGAUUCGUCUGUCCAACGUUGACCCAGCAGGGUCGAGGCUCGCCAACUACUGACCGUCCGGUAUGUCUAAAUACUAAGUGUAAGAAUAAUGGUAGAGGACAGAUGCAAAAAGCGAAAAGUUCAAGAUGCGAAGUCCGCAGGCAUUCGGAUCUUAAUGCCCUGCAUCGCGGUACUGUGUAGGCUGUGUAGUGCCGUUUUUACUGCCAAACUUCGGGUUAAGUUACGCUAAUGUUCAGGGUUUUUACAACUGCAGUAAUGACUAUUUUUACUCGUUGUUGCAUUUAUUAUAAUUGCCGAAAUGAUUGUUGGACCGAAUGCCUUUAUGACAAUAAAUAUUUUUUAUGGGCA